Molecule: messenger RNA, 1310 nt
Organism: Ahaetulla prasina
Lineage: Eukaryota; Metazoa; Chordata; Lepidosauria; Squamata; Colubridae
Gene: EIF3I
Product: eukaryotic translation initiation factor 3 subunit I
Exons: 11
Coding region: 16-1065 (349 amino acids)
Biological process (GO): cytoplasmic translational initiation
Cellular component (GO): cytoplasm; eukaryotic translation initiation factor 3 complex, eIF3m
Molecular function (GO): translation initiation factor activity; RNA binding; protein binding
Source: RefSeq, a predicted model, not a curated record
CAUGACCCGGAAGCGAUGCUUUUGGUCUCACCCCGGAAAUGGUUCUUUGUACCUUCCGCUCCUGCUGCCGGCGUUGUUUCUGCAGCCAUGAAACCUAUUUUGUUGCAAGGCCACGAGAGGUCAAUUACUCAGAUCAAGUAUAAUCGGGAAGGUGAUUUGCUUUUUACAGUAGCAAAAGAUCCGAUUGUUAAUGUUUGGUACUCUGUCAAUGGUGAGAGACUUGGCACAUACAGUGGCCAUACUGGUGCAGUUUGGUGUGUGGACGCUGAUUGGGACACAAAACAUGUCUUGACCGGCUCAGCAGACAACAGUUGUCGGCUCUGGGACUGUGAAACAGGAAAACAACUUGCUUUAGUCAAGACCAACUCAGCUGUGAGGACUUGUGGUUUUGACUUUGGAGGGAAUAUCAUCAUGUUUUCCACAGAUAAGCAAAUGGGCUACCAAUGUUUUGUGAGCUUCUUCGACCUUCGAGACUCCAGCCAGCUUGAGGACAAUGAACCUUACAUGAAGAUCCCCUGCAGCGAGUCCAAAAUUACCAGUGCAGUUUGGGGUCCCCUUGGAGAAUUCAUCAUUGUUGGGCAUGAGAAUGGGGAGUUGAAUCAGUUCAGUGCAAAGUCAGGAGAGGUCCUCAUGAACGUCAAAGAACAUACGAAACAGAUCAAUGACAUCCAGACUUCCAGAGAUAUGACAAUGUUUGUCACUGCCUCCAAGGAUAACACUGCCAAGCUCUUCGAUUCCACAAAUCUUGACCACCUAAAGACAUUCCGAACAGAACGGCCGGUGAACUCGGCAGCGCUUUCCCCCAUCUUUGAUCAUGUGGUGUUAGGCGGUGGACAGGAAGCCAUGGAUGUGACAACCACCUCCACCAGAAUUGGAAAGUUUGAGGCCAGAUUUUUCCACCUGGGUGUUGAGGAAGAGUUUGGAAGAGUCAAAGGCCAUUUUGGGCCAAUUAACAGCGUUGCUUUCCACCCUGAUGGGAAGAGUUACAGCAGUGGCGGAGAGGAUGGCUACGUCCGCAUCCAUUACUUUGACCCCCAAUACUUUGAAUUUGAGUUUGAAGCUUGAUCUGGCUACUUCCUUGUCCUCUGAUGCGUCUUCGGUCUUUGCACUUCCAGCAGGAUGGAAAUCUUGCUUGUCCUGAGUGAUGCUUAAGGGCAAGAAUCAAACUGAAGCGGAGGAUGACCUGCUGCAGCUGCUGGUUCUCUGUGGGAGAAUCUCUCUACUUGUACACUGUUGGAACAGCUGCAGUUGCCCUAUUUAUAAUGUGAGGCAGGGAUAAUAAAUUCUUCCUUUACGAACAUGAAAAGAAA